AUGGUAAGAACUUAUUUUACAGACAAUAUUUUUGUCUUUUUUGUUUAAAUUUUAGAAUUUUAAGUUUUUUAGAAGCACUAAAACAGGCCUAAAAUAAAAGACAAGGUUUUCUUUACAUAAACAUUAAUCUUAAAUUCUUCUGAACCAUUUCAUAUCAGUCCAAAAACUUUUAAGAUUGUUAAAAGAUUAUAUUUUCAGCCAAUCUACGAGUUACAACUGAAAGCAACGUUCGAAAAUGUCACAAACUUGUCUGUCGACGAUCCCCAAUCUUAUGAUUGGGCAUUGAAGUUGAAAUGCGGUGGAUGUCGUGAAGUUUCAGACAAAUUUAGAUCAUUCAGUGCUCAGGAUGAAGUUGAGAUACCGCAUUCUAGAGGGACGGCAAAUUACGUUGAGAAAUGUGGAUUCUGCGGCAAACAUGCUACUAUAAGUAAGUGUUAUAUCGUUCUUGUUCUGUAUUUAGUUUUUAGCUGGUGUGAGGAAUAUUGAGGCCGUUUUGAUUCUUUUCUGAUUUAAAAACGAUCGUUACUCAUACGUUGUUCAUACAUUGUGUUUUUUUGAAGUUAAAAUUAAAUCUAUAUCUUUGAAGUUCUAAGCAGACUUUAACUAUAGCUAUCUUAAGCUUGUGUAAAAAUUUCAAAGAGUUUGAGUUAGUCUAUCAUGUUUUAUUAUCAAAGAACGCUGAUACCUAUGUAUUACACUAGAAAUAAUUGAUGUUUUUAACGAAAAAAGUUGAUUCCAGACAUUGUACCAGAUUCGUUUGGCGUAGUAAAAGAGUCUGAGAAGUUUACAACAAUAUGCAAGUUCGAAACUCGUGGAACGGAGCCUGUGGAAUUUGCUUUAUGGGGUAAAUGGAGAUGUGAAGGUGAAGAAUCAGGGACUCCUUUUGAAGAUAUCGAACUUAAUGAGGUAAAAUACAUCAUCGUAAUCUGUAAACUUGGUUAUAAGCUUACAGAGAUUUUUAUUUUGAUUUAAUUUAAUGAUUUAUUAUGAUUUUCAUAGUCUUGAGACAAUUAUAUUAACCAUGAUAACUUCUUUCAGUGGGCCGACUACGAUGAAAAGUCAGAUGUUCCAGUGACGAUAAAUGAUGUAGAAGCUAAAUUCAAGUAGAUAAAGAUCUAUUUAUUUGCCAUUUUACUCAAACUUUUAUUUUUUUGGGUAUUUAAAAAAGGUCAAGACGAAUGUUAUUGGGUAUAUCAACAUUACCUACAUUGUUUAUGCUUAUUUUUGUAUUUUAACAGAGAUAUGUAAUUAUUUUUUUUUUGUUUAUGGAAUAAAUAUACUUAUAAGACUUGACUUUAUGAAGUUAGGAACAACUUGGGUUGAUAAGUCGUUUGACUAUGUUAAUAUCUAUUGUCUUGUUGUCAAUUUUACUCGUUCUUAUGAUUAUUUGAUAUUAUUUUGUCGCGUUUGUCUAUAGAAGUUCUUUAUUGGCAGUACAUUUGGUAUUUCAAAUAAAAAUGGCAAUAAGUUUUAGAAAACCUAAAAAGUGGUAUUUAUCGUGUAAAUUGUCACCCGCAGGCUGUAGGAGGCAAAGUUUGAUAUUUUUUUAGUAUAUACAACUAGUUGAAACUUUUUUUACAAAACGGAAAAUGGCAACAACUUUCUUUACAAAACAAAAAAUGGCAAGAACUUUCUUUACAGUACAAAAAAUGGCAAGAACUUUCUUUACAAAACAAAAAAGGCAAAAAAUUUCUUUAAAAAGCUUAAAAAGACGAUACUAUGUUAUAAAAUGGCAUUUUUCAGACAAAUUCUGACCAUGGCACCAGGAAGAAAGAGCAAUCUACCACCACCAAAAGCCACCCCUCCAAAAAAGUCCACCCCGCCGAACAAAAGGACAGUUAAAAAGGAAAAGACGGUCGAUGGACGAAAACAGUUGAUUUUCGAGAAUUUCAAAGUGAAUGAUAAGAUUUUAUGUCUUCACGUAUCGACCGGCCUCUACUACGAAGCUAAAAUCAUGGACGAGAUGGAUGAUGACGAUGGCAGGAGUUAUGUGGUGCAUUAUCAGGUACGUUAUUGAUGUAUGAUGAUGGACAUUGGGACGGGGGUAGGGCAGGGUAAAUUAGGGUAGAGUAGGAUUGGUUAAUUUAAGGUAUAAUUAGAUGUAAAAUACGUUGUUUUCACUCCUGUUUACUUUAAAUUUUAGGGCUGGAACAAAAGGUACGAUGAGAAUGUGUACGAAGAAGAUAUUCCAUCAAGAUUCAAGUUUUACACCGAUGAAUCAGCGGCCGAAGCAAAGGUAUAGUAUGACAAGGGAUUUCUUUAAAAAACAAAAAAUGGAAAUAACUGUUUACAUAAAAAAUUUUUAACUUUGGGUCCAUUAAAAUUCAUUUUCCAGGACGCCCAACAGUCAGCGAUUCGCAGCUCCAGCAAGCGCAAGUCCUCGUCCAGACGUGAUCGAACUCGUACACCCACCACCCCUACCCUGCUUGAAGGGUUUCCAGGAACUGCCGGCUCGUCUAGAUCUACCACGCCAGACCUUAGACAAAGAACCAAGCCAGGAAGCUUGACGUCGGAAGUGAAGAAAGGCCAAAAGACGAGGAGGUCCGAUUCACAAGGUUGGUUAACUUUUUUUGAAUUGGAAAGAAAUUUCGUGCUAUUUUUUGUUUUGUAAGAAAGUUCUUGCCAUUUUUUGUUUUGGAAAGAAAGUUUUUGCAAUUUUUUGUUUUGGAAAGAAAGUUCUUGCAAUUUUUUGUUUUGUAAAGGAAGUUCUUGUUAUUUUUUGAUUUGUAAAGAAAGUUCUUGUUAUUUUCAGUCAAAGUCGAGCCAGAACUCGUGACAGUUUUCUCUCACCCACCCAAGAGCCUGGUCGAAGUCCUAGUCCAAGACAAAAAGAAGGUCCUAGAAGGACUAAUGCAAAAACAACCGACCGAGUUCACCGUGGACAAGAUUAUCGACCUGUAUAUUCAAAAACUCGGCGAUGAAGAGCAGCACGAGAACGCUGACAUGUUCAUUGAGUACGAUCAGGUUGCGACCUUGGGCAAUACAACCUCGGAAUUGCAAAAACAUAUUGGACUCUUCAUUAAGGACUUAUUUAACCAUGCCUUGGCUACUAGGUUACUGUAUGGUCCGGAAAAGAAGGUAGGGUGGGGUAGGGGAUGGUAGGGUAGGAUAGGGAGGGAUAGGGUAGGGGAGGGUAGAGUAGGUUACGGUAGAAGAGGGUAGGAUAAGGUAGGAUAGAGCAUUACGGAGUAACAUAGGGCAUGGUAAAGUAAGGUAUGAUCUAAAAUGACACUUUUAGGCUCACGAAAAGCGAAUGCGGGACAGACUGGAAGAGAUCAGAGACAGCCAGCCCAAGAAACGACAUACCCGUACUAUCAGUGACUCAUCUCAAUCACAGUCAAGUGAACCUGUCGAGGUAAGAACACUUCAAUCCCCUACCCAUACCCUCUAUCCUCAACUCCCUGCCCGCAACCCCCUAUCCUCUAUCCUAACCCCUACUUCUACAAUAACCUCUAAUCCUAUUCCAACCCUAAAAUUACAGUAAGCCGUACAAUUUGCCUACAUUACCGUAGGUUCUACCGUAGUAUAGUAUACAGAAGUCAAUUUCAGGAAGAAGUGAAGCCGAGUUCAGUGUACGGUGUAGUACAUUUGCUUCGAAUGAUGGUCCGUCUCGCUGAUUACCUACCUCUUCUGGGUACAUCACCAACUAGUGCCGAACAGGGCCUGGCCGCAGCACAAGAUUUUAUGGUUUUCUUGUCGAAAAACGUUCAAGACUUUGUCAACAUGGACACUGAUUAUGUUGAAUCCAAGACGAGGAAGAGCUACAUUUGA
Bursaphelenchus okinawaensis is the source of this 3771-nucleotide messenger RNA. NCBI's taxonomy places the organism in Eukaryota, Metazoa, Nematoda, Chromadorea, Rhabditida, Aphelenchoididae. The record is from the annotation of a GenBank genome assembly.